GUGUGUGUGUGUGUCCGCUGUAGAAGGUGUUGCAUAUAUAAAUUAACUGACCGGUACAAACAGAUCCUCUGAUACUUUGGCCUUUCGCCGUCGAAAAUCUGAUCGCCGCUCCUCCUUGUUUGAUUGAAGUUGAAAGGGACUUGUCGACGACCUCGUGCAAGUUAAAAAAUUGGUGACAAUGGAAAGCGAGGACAGCGCUGAGAGUUCCUCGGCCUCCGAAACUGAAACAGAAACCCAACAAGAAGAUAGAAAUGUCGAGGCGGUAUUCACAGCUCGCCCUUACCAAGUGGAAUUACUAGAAAUGGCUCUGGAAAGAAACACAAUCGUUUGUCUCGGAACGGGAACUGGAAAAACAUUCAUCAGUGUAAUGCUAAUAAAGGAACUCUCUCACCAGAUCAGAGAAAUCUACAAAAACGGUGGAAAAAGAAGUUUCUUCCUUGUUAAUACAGGUUAGAAAGUAUUAUUUUGUUUAAGUUUUGUGUUUUAACACAAGAAACAGGUGGAGGUGGGGUUUGUAUGGGUAGCUUACCGAUGUCGGUGAACUUUUCGUCAGGACCACAAUAGCCACCGCCUUCCGUUGGUUUUCAAUUUGCAAGUUAGAUAUUCCCUAAAAUUUCAUCUUAAAUUGUACUGUAAUUUGACUUGAGAUUUUUAGCUUUUAAAAUCAGUACCCUAUGUGGUCCUUGGUCCGGACGAAAACGACGUAAAUGAGUAUUUGUAAUUUUAGAAGAGAAUUAGUGAGCUGAAAUUUGUCUUGUGAGUUACCGUAACAUUUCACUAACUUGUGACCAACCGACAACUUCUGAGCUUUGUUGAAAAUCCUCCAUUAUAGAAAAUGACCGCUCCGUUUGAAGGCCCCUGGCCGGCCAGUGGUUCCUUGGUUCGGCCACUUUGGCCACUUGUAACGUUCAUAGCACCAACUGAUCUAAAUUAAAUUCCUGUAUAUUUUCUAUAGGCAGCAUUUUCACUUCGAAACCAAAAUGAGAUCUCAGAGUAAAAGGUUAUAGUUUUGACUUAUGAAGAAUUAAUAGCGGAGCUCUCGCGCGCGCGAAGCGCUCGCAGCGGAGCGCCACGGUAAGAAAAUUUGGUAAUCCGGCUAUGCAUCCAAGAAAUUUUGGUUCCGAGAAAAUCGUCCGUACGAAGAUUUCAUACGUUCACCGGCGGAAAAUGUAAAGCGCAUACUCUGCAAAAAAUGACACCUGAUCUAUUUCGGGCCAUGUCAUUGGCUCCGAGGCAAAAACGCCCGCGAAAUGUUGUUGAGAUGAAAGAGGUGAUGACAGCUUUUUUCUUUUUGGCAGUGACAGCGCUGCAAUUUCUUGCCACUGUAAGAGAUCAAAAAUUAUUUAGGUCGACCUUUUGAGUGAAGUGUGUUCUCUAGAGAAUAUAGCGUCCUGGAACUGGCGAAAAAUCGUAGUGGCACGGUAUGAUUCAGUGUUAUUGACGUUGAGAUCGCUGGUUUGCAUGUGGAAGACAGGCAAAAAAGGUAAGUAAUUUUUACUCUCUUUGUUUACUGCAUCUUCCGUGCAACUCGGUACAAAAAGAAAUUUUUCAGUAGUGUAAGAAAACGUAUUGGGCUUUGUUUUGGUAUAUAAUUUAGCUUAUACCGAGUUGCACGGAAGCGACAGUUUUAAUUUGUUAAAUGUGUAUCCCGUUUUUGUGUCAAAAUUCACGACUUUGAUUUUCGACAACAUUCGACUAUUCAUCGAAGAGCGUAUUACCACGCUAUCCAAAAUGUAUUUGUUGUUUUGUUCAAGUUUCUAAUCACGCAUACAACAAAAAAAAGGAGAGGGAGAGACAGUUUUAGGGUUUGUUUUGUUAAUAUGACUUCGCUUGUACUUUGCAGAGAUGUCAAGUUCCAGGGAGAAGCUGGCUGGAGAUUUUCUCGAGCGCUGAAGACGUGAGUUUUCUAAUGGGGUCCGGAGGCAUGCCGUGGAAACAUUUAAAAUCUGUGAGACAUUUAAAAUCUGAGGUCCCCUAAAUCACUUUUCCUGCAUUCUGAGGUCAUUUAAGGGUCUGAUGAAGGAACUAAAUCCGCUUGACGCGAGUGACUCUCAAUACGUCUUACGAUUAAACUCUUUAUUAUAAGGAGACUUACUCUCUUCACUUCACAGUUCUUCACAACUUCUUUCUAACAACGUCUUUCUUCAACUAACCUUGUGUCUUCUGCAGUUCACCUUCUUUCGCUCUAAAAUCUACUUCUUCGCAUCUCGCUAUUUAUUUGUUUGAUGGUCAUUGAAAAUAGGUUUAAAUAUAUAAUAAUGCGUAGGAUGUAUCUGCCAACAAAAACGAGCCACAAAACUUACACUUCCUUAAUUAAUUACUAAAAAGGUCGAAAUGUUCAUUUAAAAGAUAAGUAUCUUCCGAGGGACGUCAAGUUUGGAGACAAGAUGUCGCACUCUCAAAAAGCACACUGUUAAUAUUAAUGUUUCUGCAUGCAAAGCUUACUUUAGUAAAUUGCAUUGGUUAUUCAUCAUGUUGCAUUUUUAAAGGUAAAUACUUAGAAUCUUCUAGAACCUUAAAAGCCUAUUGAUCGGAUAUUUUUCGAACUUUUAUUAACUUUCCAUAUAUCUCCAAAAUCGGGAAGAUAAGUCCUGUAACAGGUCACACAUUUUACUCAUGUUACAAUGGCUAAUUUCCAGGUUGUAAAAGGCUGAAAAUAUGAAAAUAUUACACCUUCUUUUCUUUUUUUAUGAUGUAUUUAUUUUAAAAAUUGUUAACCCGAGUUCCGCUGGAGAUUUUCCUUGCUCGGCUGGAGAGCUGGAGAUUGGGUCUGAAAGCUGGAGACUUGGCAUCUAUGAGUUUGUUGCUAGAAAAACUGUGUUUAGAUGCUAAAUCUCCGCGUGUAUACAGUGUUUAUGGCAAAAAAAAUGGGCCUACGCUUGGUUCAACUUAAUCUCGUGUCACUCGGUACAAAAGGAAAUUAUAACGAAGGUAAAGAAGUAUUCUUAGCCAUUGUCUUGGUGUGUAAAUUGUCUUGUAGCUAGUGGAUCGAAAGAGGCCGGGUUGCGACAGUUUUCUAAAGUGCGCAGUUUGAAACGUGACUUUGAUCGAUCGAUCCACUUUUCAUUGUUGUUGUACAUAUUACAGCUUUGUAUGUAACAGAAAUUUCAGUUUUAUCGUAACUGUAGAAUGACAAAAUGUAAGUGUUUUUAAAACGCUUAGACCGUCUCGGUGCUACAGUUCGAUAGGUCCAGCAACAUUUGGAUUUGUUAAAAAAAUCUGUUUACAAUGUGCACAGCUACUCUACGUUUAAGCUUGCAAUUUUAUAAUUGAGGAUCGAAGUUUCGACUAAAAUAUUUUGCUUCUAAAUUUUGCUUGGGAUUAUUUAUAACGAGUUCCUUGUUAUUUUCCUUGUUUGGAGCUGCACCCAAGUACAUGAUUUCCCCCGCGUACAAUUUUUUAGCACUAAAUUUUUGUACGCAAUGCUUUCUGUGGGGAUGCUUCUUUGCUCGAAAAUUGGAAGGAGGUGAACAGCGUAUAUUCCCCGUGAAUGCUUUUGUUUUUCUGUCCAUCGAAAUGGCUUAUUUUUUUGGAGCAAAGUUGUGAAUUGAAGAUAGAGUUAACACACUAUUAAGGAAUCAAAAGUUCUUUCCAAGAAAAAAAAAUACAGUAAUCAUCACAAAUAAAACUUACAGGGGUUAAAAGUUUGAAGUAAACUUUGAUUCCUUAUGAAAUUUUUAGUUGGAUCAUGUUGAUGAAUGCAGUUGUGUAGGAUAUGCAGUUUCCAAUUUUGAUCUCUGUCAGAAUCAUGAGAGAACACUAAAUACAGGUCUCAUUCAAACUUUAUAAUAUCAUCGUAAUUACCUUCUGUUUCUAUUCCUAUAAACUUAUGGUCAAGCCUAAAUUUUACACGAAUUCAAUGUGAUAUUUAUUUGAAGAGGUUGUUGUUUCACGUGAUAUAGUUUUCACUUUCAAUACUGUGAAGUCGAGUUUUUUCUUAGUUGUUGGCUAAGGCAAUGUUGAAGUAUUUGAUAUGUUAACAUACUUAAUUUGUUCAUUUCUCUUCAGGAAAGAUUGAUGAUCUUGGCGAUUUAUCGGAGGGUUUUUGCGUUACGAGUUUGGGGGGCUUAUACUUGGAGGGGCUUAUACAUGGAGGGCCUUAUUUUCGGAAUUUUAUGGUAUACCAAAAACGUUAGAUUAACCAAUUGUUACAGUGUGAGUGCACUGUAAUUUUUAGGGAGUUAUUAUAACUCCAAAAAUGGAGUAAACAUUUCAGGUAUGGGAUAACCCCUUUUUUGGGGUUACUUUAACUCCUCAUUUAACUCCAAAUUUGGGGUCAUUUUUACUCCUGAAAAAGAGUUCUUUGUUCUUUUCACUCCCAGGUUGGAGUUAAAAUAACUCCGAAAAUUGGGUUAUUCUCACUCCUUACAUGGGUUGUUUUUUCUCUUUUUGGAGUUACUUUAACUCGGAAAGUGGAGUAAAAAUUUUAGGUACAGGAUAACUCCUUUGUUGGGGUUAUUUUAACUCCUCAAUAUCUGGGGUCAUUUUUACUUCGAAAAGAGUAAUUUUAAACUCCUUUUCGGAGUUAAAAUAACUCCCAAAAAUAACUCUACUGUAAGGAGUUAAAUCAACCCGAGUAGAGGAGUUAUUAAAACUCCUUGAAAAUUACUGUGUGGGGUCUUUUUACCUACCAUAUUUUAUUUUCUCUCAGUUCCUUUAGCCAUCCAGCAAGCCAGGGUGAUUAAGAAACACACAGAUUUGAAGGUGCAGCAUUAUGUUGGCGAGAUGGGAGUCGACUUCUGGGACAAAAAUAAGUGGGAAAAUGAGUUCAAUAAAAACAAUGUUUUGGUGAUGACUGCCCAGAUUUUUCUGAAUCUUCUACUCCAUGGUUUCAUCAAACUUUCACAAGUAAAUCUUCUGAUAUUUGAUGAAUGCCAUCAUGCCAAGAAGAGUCAUCCAUACAAGCAAAUCAUGAACCGUUUUGCUGGUUGCCAAGAAACUGACUAUCCAAAGAUCAUGGGUCUAACAGCAUCUGUAGUAAAUAAAAAGGUGAAACCAUGGAAAAUUGAAUCUGAAAUCCAAGAACUGGAAUGCACACUGAGGUCAACAUGCGAGACAAGUCAAGAUGAAGAUGUUGAGAAGUUUGCUGCAAAACCAAAUGAACAGAUCAUUCAGUUUUCAAAUGCUAACAUUGACGUCAGCACAGUUAUCUUACUUCAAAAACUUCAAGAAGUUUUAAGACCAGAAAUAAACUACCUUGGUGACUAUGAAGUGCAAGGGAAUGGUCUAUCAUUGGCUGCCCACUCGUUUGCCUUGUCGGCACUGACUGAGUGUCAGGAGAUUUUAUCAGAAAUUGGUCCCUGGGCUGCCAACAAAGUUGCAGGGUACUUAAUCAAGGACCUACAAGGUAUGGUCUAAAUCGCAGGGGCAAGCAGCACCUAGCGGUCCCCUGGUUUUUGUUGUUGUUGUUUUUUUUUUCAUUCAAACCAUAUUGUGGGUUUCCUCCAAUUUUUAACGUAUUUAAGUGCAGCCUUGAAGUGCAUCAUGAAAAAACACACUAAAAGAGGACCUUAACAAUAUACAUAGCCAAACAUAAGUAUUUCAUUUGUUACAGUCCGGCUAACUUAGAAACAAGGAAUUUAUAAACAGAUUAUAUGCCUUGUCUUGGUAAUGCAAUACUGCAUAUAAUGUUUUGGUUAUUAAUGAAGGUGGGAACUUUUUUUAGUUUUUAUAGACACGGCAUGCAUGUUUCAAGACUGCAAGGAAGGAAGAAUGUUCUGUGAGUUUAGCAAAACACAGCUGCAACAACUACAAGGUGUUUAUAACAACUAUACAUCCACUACAGGCAGUGAGACUUCCAGCACUAAAAAGUUAUACAUAAUGCCUAAAGUAAAGGAACUGUUGUCUGUAUUAAAAACAGAAUAUGGGAAUGAACAAAACAGUGGUGAGUUAGUCAGUUUCGUUAAUUGUAACAAAGUGCUUGCAAAUAGACUCGACUUCCUUGCAUUUAUAUGAUCUUAAAGCUGUCAUGUAACUAAUGUCAUCCUACAAAUUAUCCUCCCUUUGGGCAGAAACAAAGUGCCCUUGACAUUUUUGAAUCUAAUGUGAAACAAAGGAAAUCAAGAACAAAUGCAAUGAACACUUAACCACCUAGUAGAGGGGUUGCUACUCUCUACUGGAUGCCCUGCAUGGUUCCACAUCUCAUCCCAGCCUGCUGAAAAAAAGAUGUUCCCAUUCUGUAAUCUUACAGCCUAUACUCAUGAAAAAAGGUUUUACGUAGUAGGAUUUCUCAGCCUGUGAGUAAGCUCCCUAUGGGAUAUCUGGGCUCCGCAAGGAAGAUAGAGCUACUUUUUGACUCAGCGCAAUGAAGAUACUUAGAAUUGGGGUAAUGCAUCUCGACUAAAAUGCUGUAGACUAAGGAGAUGAGGUUUGGGGGAGGUUGUUCCAUUCAACUGAUCCUAUUCCCCAAGCCAAGAGAAAAACGUAGAGAGAGCAGGAUCGUAGCGUCCAUAUACGCACCUACGCACGUGCGUACAGCUGAAAUCUAGAAAAUUUUUUUCCUGAACGCCUUUUAUCAUUUAAUCGGGAAGACUUUUUGGAAUUAUAUUGGUGUCUUUCUGCUAACGUUGCCUUCAUCCCUAUGUUAUUCCAUAAACAGAUGGCAAGAAACGUUAUAGUGGGGUGAAAAACGAGAAAAGUAUACCCUACCCCGUCACAACAUUUUCCUUCGUAUUCAUUUCUCUAAAAUGUCCUGCAAUUAACGCAGGAAAUGGCAUUUCCCAGACUGUACAAUUAAAAAGGAGAGUAUAACCCCACGCCCCAUUUUUGUUUGGAGAGCCUUCGACGCUCUAACUUUUCUUCCAGUGCGUAUGUCUUCAAAAACUCACGCUACGCCCCUGCAGAGAGCAUGCUCACAGACUGCAAAACACGUCGCUGUGUCCAAGCCUUUGGCCUCAUAAUUUGUGGCGUCUCACACACCAUCUUGAGUCUCACCUUGGGUUUGUUGAUUUGAAAAGGAACAGAAUGCAUCCGUCAGGCUGGUCCUGCAAUGGAGAUCGUCACUAGCGUACUAUUGUUUUUGACUUAUAGGGAACAAGCUUUGUGGCAUAGUGUUUGUAGAAAGGCGAUGCACAGCUCUGGUACUCAGCGAGCAGAUAAACAUUGCCGCAAAAUCAGAUCCUGAAUUGUCCUUCAUCGAAAGCAGCUUUGUGAUUGGCCAUGGCACAGGUGGAAAGGCUAAUUACUCCAAUGAAACAGAGAUGAACUUCAAAAAGCAAGAAGAGGUAUUGCGACAGUUCAGGCUACAUGAAUUCAACCUUUUGAUUGCAACUUCUGUUGUUGAAGAAGGAUUGGAUAUCCCAAAGUGCAACUUGGUAUGCCGGUUUGAUUUUCCAAUGACACUACGCUCCUAUGUGCAGUCAAAGGGCCGAGCUCGUGCCAAGGAUUCCAACUACAUUAUUCUUGUAGAUAAAAAAGAUUUCGUGGAAAAGCGAGGCGAAUUAGAGGUUAGCGAUCAGUUCUUUCUUUUUAUUCUUAGGGUACAUAAACGUGACUAUUCGAUUCACUGUGUGAUGAGAAUGUUCUUACGAUGUAAGAAUACAUUGCACUUCCAACAACGUCUUUAAAGGGUUAUUUGUUCUCCUUCUUUGUCCAUGACGGAUAAUAAUUACCAGCAAAGAAGACGUAAGAAGUCAUCAUUUUCUAACUGGUUUUCUGCUGGGUGAAAGUGAGGUUCACACUCCUGUUUUCUAACAGUUUAAAAAUUGUCAUUUUGGUCAUGUCACUCUAUGCUAGGAGUUUCUUAGAAUCCAACUUCGAUAAUUCCUCUUACGUUGCCAACGUUAAGACGCCUUCCAAUUGAAACGCUCAUGUGAUUCAGGAACAGUAGGUAAAGGUAUGACGGUAUAUUUAUGACAAAAUUCAAUAACCUAAAAGUGAAAAGAGUUAAGUCAAAUCUGAAAUAUACCAAGUCAAAGUUGGUAGAGAAAGACCACGGUAAAAGGAAAUACUAAAAAAGCCACUAUCGUACAGGUAUCACGCAGAAAAAGGCAUCGCGCUAAAAGGCAACACGCAAAGAGGCAUCACGUAAAAAGGCAUAACGCAAAGAGGCAACACGCAAAAAGGCACCACGCAAAAAAACAACACGCAGAGGGAUCACGCAAAGAGCCAACACGCAAAAGCAGUACGCAAAGAGGCAUAAUGCAAAAAGGCAACACGCAAAAAGGCAUUGCAAAAAAAGGCAAUUUGCAAAAAGGGCAUAACGUGAGAAGUUUACUUAGGAUCCAGGCCUGGAUCUUAAACAGUAUUUUUUAGUACAUACUGCAAGCAAACCGAAAUGGUAUUGGAACGAGACAUUCUAUCUUGCUCACCUCCUGAGGUGCUUAUUCGGUACCCUAGGCGUGCCCUGAUUGAUAAUUACAACAAGUCCAAAACGGAAUUGACAGCGAUUGCAUUUCUUUCCGGCAGGAAAACUUAAUUAAUUUACUUUUGAGAUCGGCACAUCUUUACCAAGACGGCGGACAGGUUUUGGCGGUUCUUCGUGCAACGUUUUAAAACAGCAGUGGAAAAUUGCCGUCAAUCUGAGGAUGAUCCCACCAUAUGAAGGAACUUAUCACGUUACGCCCUUUUUGCAAAUUUCCUUUUUUGCGAUUCCUUUUUGCGUGUUGCCUUUUAGCGUUUAUGCCUCUUUGCGCACUGCCUUUUUGCGUGUUGCCUCUUAACGUACUGCCUUUUUGCGUGUUGGCUCUUUGCGUGAUGCCUCUUUGCGUUAUGCCUUUUUGCGUGUUGGCUUUUUACGUGAUGCCUUUUUGCAUGUUGCCUCUUUGCAUUAUGUCUCUUUGCGUGUUGCCUUUUACCGUGAUGCCUUUUUCUGCGUGAUACCUAUAUGAUAAUGGCUUUUUAGUAUUUCUUCCUUUUAGUGUGGUCUUUGUUUUACCAACUUUGACUUGGUAUAUUUCAGACUUGAUUUAACCCUUCUCACAUUUAGGUUAUUGAAUUUUGUCAUAGAUAUACCCUCAUAGUAAAGUGUCUUACAUACGCUUUCGACAACAAAAAUUGUGAUGUUUGUGUCACAAUUUAUACGGAGAACUAUUAACUUGUUGGCAUGAAUGGUGUCUCAGUUGAACAGCCGUGUUCAUAUAGUCAUAUUAUAUUUUUGCGAGUUUUUACCCUAUUCCUAGACUAACAAUCAGCUUUGGAUAACAGUGUGUUGCUUGUAAUCGUCAGAUGAUGCGUGAAAUUGAGAAUUGUCUGUCAAAGAAGUGCCAUGGCCGCAAAGAGCCUAGUAAAGAGGAGUGUGAAGAAGUGGCUGGCGCAAACAGUUUCUUACCUCCAUAUGAACCUGAGAACCGUACAGGAGCAAUAGUCACCAUGGAGAACAGCGUUUCUCUCCUUAGCAUGUAAUAUUACGGAGCUUAAGCAAACACAUUUUUGAGCAACGCAUAUCAACCGGAAGUAGACUUUUUGCAUUCUUGGGCAGUAGUUUUGCCCAAAUUUUCUAGCCAGUGUAACGGGCAGGAUUGUUGUGCCCGGGGUACUUUCUUGGCGGUGGAGCCGCCAAACGAAGUAAGAGCGAAGCCGCAAGGGAAAAUCCGCCUGCCACAUCUCCUUUGUCACCCAAUCAGGAAGAGCGGUUUAAUACGAAACUGACAAAAAAUUAAAAACAUAGCAGAGAAUCAAGCCAUGGACAAAACAACUACAUGUUGCAAGUUGUUCAGGAUCCAGGCAGGGUACUCUGCAGCUACUCCAAACUGAAGAAACUGAAACCUUUUUUAAAACCUUUAUUUAGAAUCCUCCACCCGUUUUUCUGUGCCAGUUUUCAAUGAUCCAGCGCUCUUUUGAUGUUUAGCUCUGAUGGAUCAGGGAGUUUGCAAUGCAUGACAAAAGGUGACAGAAAAGAUGCGCUUUUGUUAUGGAGCCAAUUUCCUGUCGUAAAACGAGAUUAGCCCCGCAUUAAAUGGGAAAAAGCCUCACUUCCGGUUGCUGUACGUGGUUAAAAAUCGACUCGGCUUAAACUCCCCAUUGGGUUUUUCAGGGCUGCCAACUGUUUAUUUUUGUUUUGUUCAAUUGGUCUUGUUUUUGUUCUUAACCUUUAGGAUCGUAAACGAACUUAUUCUUUGGUUACUUGGUUCCCGUGCCCACUGCUUGCGGGUACUGGCUCAAAAUGGCAUUGUGCUCCUGAUAUAUAACUGUGUACACAUUUGCCCCAUUUUUCCCUGUCAGAAGUUAUUUUGAAACGUAAGUGAAGCAGAAAGCUAUGGAAAAGCAAAGCAGUGGAUUCCCUCAAAAUGAACAGAAAACGUGUGCACAUAGGGAGCCUGUGCCACUUAAGUUCCCCAGGUACAAGGUCUCGUGCCCGGGCACCAAGUUUGAACAUAGCCGUAGUAAAUAUGCACAGCAGAGGAGAUUCCCCCCCCCCCCCCCCCCCCAAAAAACACACCACUUUAGGCCCCCCCCCAGCUACCCCUUUUGCCGCUUUAUCCGUUCGGGCCUCCCGUGAACCGGUAUUUUUAAGACAAGCCCGGAAGAGCACCCGCCUGAACUCCGGCCAAAUCACACCCCCGUAUGCCCUCUGCCGCUUGAAAUUUUUUUUUUUAAUGCGACGGCGCCCCCCCAGAAUCACCCUCUUUCCCCACCCGCCCCUCUUCCCAUCUCAGGUAAAAGGGCUCGUGCCCGGGGCCCAAAGUUUAACCAAGCCCUAGGAAAAAUGCCCCCCCAAGGGGAUUCCCCCCCCCCCCCGCUCCGCAACAAACACACCACUUUAGGCGCCUGCCCAGCUAGCCCUUAUGCCGCUUUAGACGUUCGCGCCUUCCGUGAACUGGUAUUAUUAAGACAGUGGACUAGGCUGAAUAAAUGCUGUGUGCAAAUGCUGAGUACAUUCUCUUUCUUUCAGACUAAAUAUCAAAUAUUCUUUGACCUUGACUGUUUCUCUAUCUUACCAUGCUUCAGGUACUGUUCCAUGUUGCCAAGUGACAGAUUCACACACCUUAGCCCAGUUUACAAGAUAGAGGAAGUUGAGGAAGAUGGACAAAAAUUAUUUAAGUGUGAACUGGAACUGCCAAUUAACUGCCAGCUGCGAAGAACUAUAUGUGUGAGUGCAAAUAAAAUCACUGUUCUGACUCUAGUGGAGUAAAUUGAAGAUAAGUUACCUUUAAUAAUAAGCAGAACCUUAAGCUUUAGGCCUUCCAGCCUCGUCAAAAAAAAUCAAAAGUGGCUUAUUUGCUGAAGCAUCUUCACUAAACGCAUGUACUCGAAAAGCUUUCAAUGAUUCAGAACGAUCGUAGUUGAAUUUCGACAGUACACGGUCAAUUUAUCCUUUCCCGUCAGAUUCAUAAAUUAAUACACUUGGCAACUUUUUUCCUAUUCCAACAGGGCAAGGCGAUGCCAAGAAAAAACCUCGCAAAAAUGGCUGCUGCUCUCUACGCCUGCAUAGAGCUUCACAAGAUUGGCGAACUUGAUGAUAAUCUCUUGCCAGUCCGCAACUUAUCAGAUGAUGAAAGUGAAUCGGAAGAAGAAGACGAUGAGUCUCCUGAAAAGGAAAGAAAGAAAGCAGGAACAAAGAAACGAAAGCGAGUUUAUGAAAGAAAGGUAAGGAUAAUCCAGGGUAAACGUCUCCGUUAACACAAAACAACACGGUUGUGAUACAGACAAUUUUUUUCGGCGCAUAGUAUACGGGGCACGAGAUAAACGUUGCACGUUGACUCGUCGCCCCCCUCGACAAGCACCACUCUUAAUUUUUCCUUUGCCUGCUACGAAACCCAUGUAACGUGACCACAACAUUUGUUAAUAGGGCGUUAUGGCAACCACGAUGGCAAAGGCAGCGAAAACGUCGUUGGUUAAGUACAUUCGCAUUCUUGAAAACUAUUAGCGAUUAUUUCAAGUCGUUCAAUUUGUCAAAUGCAGGCAAAUUUUCCAGGAGUAAAAUCCUUUGGAGUUCAAUUAGGUUCAAGAAGAGAAAGAAAAUAUAAUUGUCGUUUGUCAGGUCCGAUGUUAACAUAAUGGGAAAUUUCACGUCGUAUUCGUAGUGUCAGUAACGAAAUGUACCAAUUAAUGUGAUGCUCGUAAUGAGUUGUUGUUUUGCUUCUUGAACCUAUUGCUUUUCUCCUAAUCCUAAUAUCGUCGCCGUCGUGGUUGCUCAAACUCCAUUUUGAAUCACCUAUAGAAAUACAUAGCACUUAUCUGCAGGGCCUGGGGAUUUAAAUCUUGGUCUUAUACGUUACUGGGCUGAUCACUUAGAACGGACAGUCCCGUCUCAGCAUCAAAACUGGCCUGCGUAGCAAGCGUUCCGCUGGAGUUAUGGCGCGAAAGUUGUCCCGAGCGCAAUAAGGUAGAGGAAGGAGAGAAAAGGGAAUUUUUAGGUUUAGGUCGCAACCUUUUUCUUUUCUCCCCUUCCCCUUCCCCACCUUCCACUUUUUUUUUAUCCUCGUUUCAACUUUCGUGCAACUAAGUUCGAGCGGAAACGCUUUCCAUGUAGACUUGUGAGAUGGAGGAGAAGAGCUCAAUAUUGAAGUGCUGAUGGUGGUUGGCAUCUUUCUGAGGGCACGUACGAUGUUUUCUCGUAAGUACAUGCCAAGCGCCAUGGUUUGGCUCUUUUCCAUCACAUUUGCACGCACUGUAAUUCUUUCUUUUCUUUUUGCUUAACUAGGUCCCUCAGGUAUUCAAGGGUAGCUUGCCGCAGGAGAAUCAGCCCCAGUAUCUCACGGCUAUCAGUAUAACCAUCAACAAACUCGCUAACCAACAGGGCCUUGACAUGAGCCAGCGAUACUUUACAGGUGGUGAAUGCCACCUGUUUGGUUUAUUGACGAAUGUUCCAAUUCCAGCGGUUAGUUCUAGUUCAGUCAGAUGUUAGCUUUGAUAGUUGGGUGAUAACGCUUUUGUUCUCGGGUAAAACUUUAAUUCUUUAUCUCUUAAGAGGGUCUAAGAGCCUGAAAAAAUGGCUUUAAAUUUCAUUUCCGAAAAAAUUAAUGAUAAAUAAAUGGUAAUGCGAGAAAUAAAUGCCAUAAAACUGGGUUUAAUAUUGCGUGUUACUUCAGAAAAACAUUAUGAUCCUGAAUAUACAGGUUAAACUAGAAGAACCUGAUUGAUUGAUUGGCUGACUGAUUGUGGAUUCAAUUAUAACUGAUUAAUCACUGAUUAAUUGACGUUAUUUAUUUAAAUCCAAAGGUGAGAUCUUUCAAACUUUAUCCCGACUAUGGAGAAGUCACAGUAACAAUAAAAUGUCACAAGUCACCACUGGGCACAGGGAUUGCAAGACAAGACUUGAAAACUAUUGAAAAAUUCCACUGUUUCUUGUUCAGCCAAGUUCUUCGCGAGCCCGUGGAAUUCAGACCCAAAGAGCCCGACGGCAGUACAGAUGGUUAUUUUGUAGUUCUCACGAAAAGUAAUGGAUUUGACGUGGACUAUGAUUCUAUGCGCCAUGCUUUAACAAGGCAAACUUCACUGGAGCGGUCAACCGGUGAAUCCAGCAAGAUUGACGAGGACAUGGUGGUCUCACAAAAUUACAAGAAGCUGUGUGGACAAAAGUUGGAAAGGUUGGCUGUUUUAAAGGUUCGUCAUGAUCUGAGUCCUUUGUCGCCCUUUCCAGACAAAUCCAAAGCCAAAACGUAUGAAGGCUACUUUAGACUGAAACACGAAAAGUUCUUCACUACUAUGAAGCAGCCUCUUAUUGAAGUGAAACGAAUACAGAAGAGGGUCAAUUUCCUGAAGGACGGAAAAAUGAAGACUAAGUUUGGGCGCGGCGUUAUGGAACUUUUCCCGGAAUUAUGCAACAUACUGCCAAUUGCUUCCUCCCUUCUCUCCCUGUCUCUGAUGCUGCCGUCAAUUUUAUACCGUGUGAACGCGCUUCUGCUUGUUGGUGAUGUCAAGCAGAUGGUCGCUGGAGUGCGUGACAACACAGAUGAAUCUAGCCUCCCUUCAAUUGGUGCGGGAAAUGCUAACGAUGAAAAGAGUUUACUCCGUACUGAUAAUAACAGCUUCUCUUCGAAGAUGGACGUGGGUCAUAAGGAUUCUAGUGAUGGCGAUGUUGAAGACUUUCGGUUUCGAAAGCUGUUUUCAGAUUUAAAAUCACUGUUUAGUGGAAACCGAAGAGCUGCUGUUCAUCCCGACUCCGCUCUCGUGCUUCAAGCUUUGACCACCAAGCACAGUGGAGACGCCUUUAAUCUAGAAAGGCUCGAGAUGCUCGGAGACGCUUUCCUAAAGCUGGCGGUUUCACUUCACCUCUAUUGCACCUACCAAGACAAAGAUGAAGGCAAACUAACACAGCGCAAGGUAAGACAAAUCAGCAAUUUGGCGCUGUUCCGUGCGGCUAAAAAGAGCUUUUUAGCAGGAUUCCAACAGAGCACGCGACUUGCACGUGAUGUAUGGUGUCCCACGGGAUGUCAGCAGGGUAGCGCUGAAUCAGAUGUUGUGACGCCUAGUUCCGAAGCUACAGAAGUGGAAGUUGAUGAAGACGGUAACGCUGGAGAUCAGGGCUUUGGAAGCAGGCGAGACAACUGUAACACUCAGGUCCUAGCAGAUAAAUCUGUUGCUGAUAGCAUGGAAGCUCUCAUUGGAGCGUAUUUGAUUUGCUGUGGUUACACCGGAGCACUUCGUUUCAUGAAGUUCCUGGGUCUUAAGGUCCUUCCUGAGAAUGAUGACGUCGACGCGGACAUUGGUGAGCUCGCUGAGAAGAGCAGAGAAGGGUGUUAUGCCAGAUUUUGGCCUGAGCAACCAAACAAUCCACGAGCUUACCAAAGCCAAGAUAUGGUGGCAAAGAUGGUCUCUGGCUUGGAGAAUUUUGAGCACUCUAUUAAGUACACUUUCAAUUCCAAAUUGUAUCUGGUAGAAGCUUUGACACACGCCUCGUAUCACCUUAACCGCGUCACGCCCUGUUAUCAAAGACUGGAGUUUCUUGGAGACGCCUUGUUGGAUUUCCUGGUAACACAACAUCUUUAUUUCCGUCAAGCAAAAUUGUCACCCGGUAAGCUGACAGAUAUUCGCCAGGCUUUGGUGAAUAACAACAUCUUUGCAACCAUUGCUGUGAAAUACGAGUAUAACAAGUAUUUGAAGGAGAUGUCUCCGGAUUGGUUUAGAUCCAUCGACAAUUUUAUUACUAGACUGGAAGACAAGAAAGAAGAGAAUACUAAUCCGGUAGGUAGGACUUAAAGUCUUUCUCUACCUUUAAUGGAGGAUGACAUUCUCUUUGCUGCCUUUUGAGUGUUACGUUUGUUAGCCGCCAUUUUAACAAACCUUCAGAGAACAACGGGUACCAGCGUGCGGAGCUGUGUUUCAUGUGGUCGUUUGGGUAAUCAAUAUAAGCAACACCUACCAAUCACAGCAAAUGUUGGCUGCCCAAACAAUUGCAGACAUCGUAGCAGGGAAAACAGGUUCUCAGGUUCCCAAACAUUUCUAGACGGGAAAAUGUUGUUCUUUCACAUGUUACUGGCCCCAGUUUUGCUGGCCAAGAAGGUCAGUUGAGUUAGAGUUUCAACGAGUUCAAAAAUAAUUGAGAGACGGUACCAUGAUCUUGUGUUUGUGCUCCCCCCUCUCCCCGUGGUAAAUGUUGCUAGCAAUACAAGUAUGCUCAAAAGUUGGAGGAACAACUUUGAAUGGAGGGGUGGAAGGGCGUAAGUGUUGUGUCUCACAGUUGUGUGACUAGCAGCAAUUGUAAGUCAAAAAAGGUCGAAGUUUCGUGAGAGUGUAUCAACAUUUUUGUAACUGUGUCUAGUCAGCAAGCACUUGUGUCAUUAACAGUGCAGGUGCACGAACGAGUUGUUGGUUCUCGUUCUGGCUCCAAGAGGUUGGAGGUUUUUCCCCGGGGACUUCUGCUCUCCCCCCUCUUCAAAAACCAACACCAUCAAAUUGCAAUUCGAUCUGGAACACACGAACACUUUUGAAAGUGUUCCUCGGAGGUCCUCGGUCUUUCUUGGGUAAACAUAUCAUAUUUUUUACAAGUACCCUACAUGCCCACUUUAUGUCCAUUCUAAGCUUUCCGAAGUAGACCAGUCUCGUACCAGAUGACUGAAUAGGCCAUUAGCACGUAGGCGGCAUAAAGCUGCAGCUUUCAGGAUCCUUCAGAGUUUUUUCUUGUCCAAGUUAUGACUAGGUACACUAGGUAUGGCCCCCUCGGAGACCCAGGGGCAGUCAGUCGGGUCGCGAGAAAAGGCGGGACGAAAGUUUUCAAGUACGGGCGAGAGAGCCCCUGUGUAUCGACUCUCACCGAACUAUUUCCAAAAAUUCAAGGGGAUGCCGGCUCCUGGUUGGGCACAAAAAAAUGCUUUGUAUUAUUGUGCCCAAUCGGCGAACAGUUUCUCCUGAGGUCUUUUCGUGAGUUCGUACUCAACUGCUAUUGUCUCGCCACACUUGCCCGGUUCGUUCAACAAGCUUGUGCGUUGAAGGGAAACUUUUAUUUUCUACUUUCCUAACCAGAAAAGAAGGAACUACCGACGAGUCGAAAAAAAGUUUGGGAUGCUAUCAGCAGGAGCAAUUGAAUUUGCCCCGAUAAUAUUCUGUUUUUCACGUCAACUGCAAGACUACCCGUGAAAAUGCCUAAUUUCACGUUUUGUGAAGGAAGUAAACAAGCAAUGACAAAAUUCAUUCUCUUCAUGAACUUGGAUAUGGUUUAUAGAAAUUCAGCUCCAGAAGUGUUCGCUUGCAUUUGACAAAGUCGGCGAGUUGGAAUAAUCACGACAGAGACUGAAAAAAAUAUGAAUUCACUUUUCCAUGCGACGUUUUCGUGGCUGUCAGCCGUCGUUGUAUCUUUUAAAAACACUCUAUAAAUAUUUACGCAAGACGUGGCUGGUGCAAUUGUGAAUACCCGUUGUAAGCUGAAGCUUGUAUUUUUGGAAAAGCGUCUUUAGUUUUCGGGCAGACAGUAUUUUAAAAUCACAUGGGGAUUUUAUAUCAAACGGAAAGUUUCCUGACUGCGUGCAUUUCUUUGGUGCAUGAGCCAGACAAGCCGUGAUUGAGACAAUAGCCGUCGCGUAAGAACGCACGAAAAUAACUCAGGAGAUGUGUUCGCCGAUUGGGCACAACAAUACAAAGCAUUUUUUGUACCCAAUCAGGAGCUGGCAUGCGCUUGAAUUUUUGGAAAUGGUCCGGUGAGAGUCGGUACCCCGGGGCUCUUCCGCCCUUACUUGAAAACUUUCGUUCCGCCUUUUCUCCAGACCCGACUGACGGCCCCUGGGUCUCCGAGGAUGUAGGUAUGGCAAAUGAGGUAUAGGUGACAAAAGGUAGUGUAGUAGUUAAAAGAGACUGAAACAUCUUUAUCCCAGAUUCCCUUGUUCACAUUAUUCUGGUUCCUGGUGAAUCUUUGGUGUUCAUUAGGCAAAGCGAAAAAAGACGCAAGGAUUUUCUUUGUAUUUCACAGGGGACUGCAGAUCCAUUUAUCAUCGUAUCUGAACAAGACGAAGAAGGGAUCGAAGCUCCCAAGGUCCUGGGUGAUAUUUUUGAGUCCGUGGCUGGUGCAGUGUUUUUGGACAGCGGUAUGGAUUUCACCAAGGUCUGA
Molecule: messenger RNA, 17422 nt
Organism: Porites evermanni
Lineage: Eukaryota; Metazoa; Cnidaria; Anthozoa; Scleractinia; Poritidae
Source: the annotation of a GenBank genome assembly